GGACCUGCGGGGCGGGAGCGGCGGGGACCUCGGCGGGGUCGGAGCCACCGCCGCUCAGGUCAUCCAUAUGCAAUAAUGCUAUAAGAAAAUAUUCCAGUGGAAAAAGACACAACAGAUACUAUUUCAGUACUUGAUGUGAUACAUGCUCAGCCAAUCAGAGCCUCACAAAGUUAACUCUUGGGUCCUUCUGCCACAUAUUUUAGAGAUUACUACUUAUGUACUUAUGGAUGAAAUUAUAUGAUUGGAAUUUAUUUCAAAAUAGCCCAAAGGACAGGGUUGAUAUUAAAAUCGAAAGUUUAUCGGAUAUUAGAAAUUGAAUGUAAUGGCAACAGAAUUUAUCAAGAGUUGCUGUAGAGGAUGUUUCUAUGGUGAAGAAAAGCAGAAGAUUCCUGUGGAAAGAGACUUCAAAGUAUCAGUCUCAAAUGGCCAAAGUGCUGCUAUUUGUGUCCCUCCACUGACCGCUGUUUCUGUAAAGCCUCAGGUUGGCUGUACUGAGGACUAUUUGCUUUCCAGGCUGCCAUCUGAUGGCAAAGAUGUACCAUUUGUGGUGCCCAAGUUUAAGUUAUCUUAUAUUCAGCCCAGGACACAAGGACCUCAUCCACCUCUGGAAGAACUUGAAGGGUCUGCCAGAGCAUCUUUUGGAGACCGAAAGGUAGAACUUUCCAGUUCAUCACUGCAUGGUUCCAGCUAUGAUGUGUACAAUCCCUUCUACCUGUAUCAGAGCAUCUCACCUGACUUGAGCCGGAGAUUCCCUCCUCAUUCAGAAGUGACAAGACUGUAUGGGUCAGUUUGUGACUUAAGGACCAGCAAACUUCCUGGGUCCCCUGGGCUAAGCAAAUCUAUGUUUGAUCUUACAAGUUCAUCUCACAGAUUCAUCCAGAGACACGAUUCACUUUCCAGUGUACCCAGUAGUUCUUCUUCAAGAAAAAACUCUCAGGGGAGUAACAAAAGCCUGGAUACAAUUACUCUAUCAGGAGAUGAAAGAGAUGUUGGGAGAUUGAAUGUGAGAUUGUUUUAUAAUUCUUCAGUAGAACAGAUCUGGAUCACAGUUCUCCAGUGUAGGGACUUAUGCUGGCCUGCUAGUUACGGAGAUGCUCCCACCAUCUGUGUGAAGGGAAUUCUAACACUGCCCAAGCCAGUGCCCUUCAAGUCCUCGGCUAAGGAGGCUUCCCGUGUUAUUGAAUUUAUGGAAACUUUUGUAUUUUCUAUUAAACUACAAAAUUUACAAACUGUAAGACUGGUAUUUAAGAUUCAAGCCCAGACUCCCAGAAAGAAAACUAUUGGAGAAUGUUCCCUAUCACUCAGAACUCUUAGUACUCAGGAAAUGGAUUACUGUUUGGAUAUCAUACCACCUUCAAAGAUUUCUGUGUGCCAUGCAGAACUUGAAUUGGGAACUUGCUUUCAGGCAAUAAACAGCAGGAUUCAGCUACAAAUUCUUGAGGCACAGUACCUUCCAAGCUCAUCAACACCUCUGACUUUAAGUUUUUUUGUGAAGGUGAGAAUGUUUAGCUCAGGAGAACUGAUUUAUAAGAAGAAGACACGCUUGCUGAAGGCCUGCAAUGGGAAAGUGAAGUGGGGCGAGACGAUGAUUUUCCCACUCAUACAGACAGAAAAAGAGAUUGUUUUUCUCGUCAAGCUUUAUAGUCGAAGCUCUGUAAGAAGAAAACAUUUUGUAGGGCAGAUCUGGAUAAGUGAAGACAGUAACAACAUUGAAGCAGUGAAACAAUGGAAAGAAACACUUACAAAUCCUGAAAAGGUUGUUAUCAAGUGGCACAAACUAAAUUCAUCUUGAAGAUUUCACACAUUAAUUUGGUGAAGAGCGACUUCACAUUCUUUUAGAAGACUCACAGUUUCAAUUUUGCUAAAAUUCAUAAUUAAUUUGAUCAGAUAUCCAAGGAGGAGAAAAUGCUUUAACAUGGUGCCGACAUAGACAAUAAAAUGAAAAGGUAGUACCAGUAGGAUAUUAAACAUUUUACAAAGUUACAAAAACAUCCACCAUGGACAGGUAUUUCUAGAUUGUUUUUGCUUUUGUUUUUUAAUUUUUACUUAAGUUUUCGAAACAUAGUAUGUCAAAUCCCUAUCAAUACUAUUAGCAUUUGGAAAACUUCACCACUAUUCUUUUUGCUAGACACAGUGCCUAGAUCUUGGUUCCACUGUUGACAUAUUCCUGUGAAUUUUCUCUCAGCAAAAAUGAACCAUUCUGACAAGUUUAUUAUAUGUAGGACAAAUUUGUGCCCUGUGUUUAUAACUUCUUAUCCAUAAGACAUAAACUUUCAUUUUGCAUACAUUAGUUAACUCCAAGAAAUUUCAGAAAUAGAAACUUACAUUUUAGCAAGAAUAACUGAAGUAUAUUUGAGAUCUUGAGAUCCAGUAUAUAUUCAUUUUCUCUUUAAAAAAAUUUGUAUUGUGAAGGUGAAGUACAAAGGGGUUACACUUACAUAUGUUAGGGUGUGA
Messenger RNA from Perognathus longimembris pacificus (Pacific pocket mouse), 2454 nucleotides. RefSeq names its product tandem C2 domains, nuclear (gene Tc2n). NCBI's taxonomy places the organism in Eukaryota, Metazoa, Chordata, Mammalia, Rodentia, Heteromyidae. Bases 323 to 1792 code for a protein of 489 amino acids. Gene Ontology annotation, cellular component: nucleus. The record is from RefSeq and is a predicted model, not a curated record. The transcript is spliced from 14 exons.